AUGAUGGACUGCGUGGACGUCUCGUCCUUCUCCAUGGAGCGCAAAGAGUCGUGGGCCAAAUUGCGGACGCUGGUCUCGGGCGACGACGCCGCCGCCGCCGAGAUGCGCGCCGAGCAGCUCCUCCACGCCCAGUACCCGUACGACAGCGCGAGCCAAGAGCGCAAGUUCAACGUCAAGGAGAGCGCGACGAAGCUCAAGCGCCUUUUGAGCUCGCAGAAUUUUUCCAUGAAUGAAAAGAAGGCCAGCGUCUCGGCGCUUGUGGGCCUCCUCGAGACGCAGGCACCCGGCGGCAUUAGCCGCACGGAAGCAACUGAGCUCCUUCGCAGCCUCGGCGACGAGAUUCCCGCGGAAGAGCUCAAGCGGCUCUCGAGCUCCAACAUGUUCAAGUCGUUUAUCAUGCACGCGGACGGCAUGACGCGCAAGAAGAGCUUUGAUGUGCUGCAAGGUAUCCUCAACGCAACGUCCAACUCGGCGCUCCAGCGCCCGAUGACGUCCCAGGACAGCUUCCGCUUCAGACACUCGCCAACUGCCUCGAGUCGAUCGAGAGCGACGUCGCCAAGUACGCCGCGGAAGAAGUCGCCGAAGACGACGAAAACGAAUACGUCGUGUCCGUCGACAACCUCGACAACCUCCUCGAUGACAAGAUCGUCCAGCCCACUACAAGCCGGCGCCCGCCAACGCCCGCCCGCAGCAGCAGCAUCCGCCGCAAGCCACGCCUGCGCCAGCACCGACAUCCGCCGCCACUACGGCGCCAGCGGCAAACACGCAAGCAAGCAACCUCCUGCACUCGUCGUACGCCGCGCGAUGAGCCAGCAGCAGCCGGUGCGCGGCCUCCCGACCAACGCGGCGCGCCAGCCCAUCAACGCACAGUACCCAGGCUUGACCAUGCAACAACAGACGUCGCACAUGACGCACCCGACGAUGCACAUGUACCACGACAGCUACCGACAGCAGCAACAACAACAACAACAGCAGCAGCAGCAGCAACAGCAACUCCACGCGUCGCACUUGUCGCAGCACCCGUCCAUGCAGCAGUACGCGAUGCCGCCGCAGGCCGGUGGCUACUACACGAACGGUCCUCACAUGUACCAGCAGCAACAAGCGGCGAUGUACCAGCAGAGCAACUACGCGAUGCAAGCCGCCGCGCACCAGCACCAGCAGCAGCAACAGCAACAUCACUUGCACCAUUAUGGCCACCUCCCGUCGGCAUACGCCGGUGCGGCGGCCCCGUCGCCGGCCCAUUACGAGCAAAAGUACACUGCGCACUACGAAGCCGGCAAGUACGAGCCCAAGUACGAGCCCAAGUACGCACCGGACGCGGCUGCAAUGGCGGCACCCGGCAACCCGGCGGCGUAUGCCAAGUUUUGCAUGUCACCGGGCUGCAACAACAUUGCGCGCACCAAGGGCAUGUGCAAGGUGCACGGUGGCGGUCGUCGCUGCAAAGUCGAGGGCUGCAUGAAGAGCGCGCAGACGGGCCACCUAUGUAUCGCCCACGGCGGCGGCAAGCCGUGCCGCAUGGAAGGGUGCCCGAAGACGGCGCAGUCGCGGGGUCUCUGCAAGCAGCACGGUGGCGGCGUCCGAUGCAAGUUUGAAGGCUGCACCAAGAGCUGUCAGUCGGGCGGGUUUUGCCGCGGCCACGGCGGCGGCAAGCGUUGCGAGUUUCCCCAGUGCAAGAAGUGGGCCCAGCGCAACGGGUUCUGCGCCAAGCACGCGCAGGAGCUCGCGUCCAACCCAGCAUAG
Molecule: messenger RNA, 1740 nt
Organism: Saprolegnia parasitica CBS 223.65
Lineage: Eukaryota; Oomycota; Saprolegniomycetes; Saprolegniales; Saprolegniaceae
Exons: 2
Coding region: 1-1740 (579 amino acids)
Source: RefSeq, a predicted model, not a curated record